This is a messenger RNA of Ochlerotatus camptorhynchus, 4952 nucleotides long. RefSeq names its product slipper (gene slpr). The transcript has 10 exons. NCBI's taxonomy places the organism in Eukaryota, Metazoa, Arthropoda, Insecta, Diptera, Culicidae. Gene Ontology annotation, cellular component: cytoplasm. The record is from RefSeq and is a predicted model, not a curated record. The coding region runs from base 227 to 3724 and encodes 1165 amino acids. Gene Ontology annotation, molecular function: ATP binding; protein binding; protein kinase activity. Gene Ontology annotation, biological process: signal transduction; protein phosphorylation.
UAUGGUUGCUGAAAACAAGAGAAAAUUAUUGCAAAUGAUGUAGUUUUUGUUAAAAUGAGUGCUAAUUUUUGCUUAUUUCGACAAUAACAUUUGUGCAACGCGCUACGGGAAUUGCAAAGAGUUGUGGAAAUAAAUUGAAUUUUAGUGUGACCGUAUCAGUGCAUUGAAAAUCUGUAAUGUUUCGCUUGUUUUGAUCGGUGUCGCGAUCCAGGAGAAAAUCGCAUGAAUGUUGAUUGGGAGAGGCAGACAAAAUCAAAAUAAUCCACAAGAUUCGGUCGGAAUGUCGCCUUUAUGGACGGCAAGAUAUGACUAUCAAGCCCAGGGUGAAGAUGAGCUCUCUUUGCGUGUUGGGCAGAUUGUCUUUGUCCUAUCGAAGGACAGUAGUAUAUCUGGAGACGAGGGCUGGUGGACGGGUAAAAUUGGUGACAGAGUUGGGAUUUUCCCAUCUAAUUUCGUCACAAACGAAGAUCCAGCAGUGCUAAAUGUACAGCCAGUAGAGAUAAAGUUUGAAGAACUCGAUCUGAAGGAAGUGAUCGGAGUUGGUGGUUUCAGUAAAGUUCACCGUGCCUUUUGGAAUGGCGACGAGGUUGCUGUGAAGGCAUCCCGGCAGGAAGAAAACAUUGACGUGACUCGGGAAAAUGUCCUGCAGGAAGCCAAACUUUUCUGGUCACUGAAGCAUCCAAACAUUGUUGCGCUGAAAGGAGUAUGUUUGGAUCACCGUAUACUGUGCUUGGUGAUGGAGUUUGCCCGAGGAGGAUCGCUAAACCGGAUACUAGCGGGUCGAAAAAUUCCUCCGGAUGUUUUGGUUGAUUGGGCGGUGCAAAUUGCUCGAGGAAUGAAAUAUUUGCACUGCGAAGCACCAAUUUCUGUCAUUCACAGGGAUCUGAAAAGCUCCAAUGUGCUCAUAUGUGACCCAAUAACCGGUGGUCAGCUGAAAAACAAAAUCCUUAAGAUCACAGAUUUCGGUCUUGCACGUGAGGCGUAUACAACAACCAGAAUGUCUGCGGCCGGUACCUUCGCGUGGAUGCCACCGGAAGUUAUCAGGUCAGGCACGUACUCGAAAGCCUCGGAUGUUUGGAGUUACGGUGUGCUUCUGUGGGAAUUGCUAACCGGCGAGACGCCGUACAAAGGAUUUGACUCACUAUCGGUCGCUUACGGUGUAGCUGUCAACACACUAGCCCUGCCAAUACCUAAGACCUGCCCAGAAGCGUGGGGAAAGCUAAUGAAGUCCUGCUGGGAAUUGGAUCCUCAUCGGCGACCCUCGUUUAGGGAUAUCGAAAAAGAUUUAGAUAUUAUCGCACGUUCAGGAUUUGCGCAAACACCUCACGAAUCAUUCCACAUGAUGCAGGAUGGUUGGAAGAAGGAGAUUGCCGAAGUUCUUCAAGAGCUGCGUAGAAAAGAGAAGGAACUACGCAGUAAGGAGGAGGAACUCAGCCGAGUGCAGCGAGAACAACGCUUCAAAGAAGAAGAUCUAGCUAAACGUGAGCAAGAGCUGGAUGCACGUGAAAUCGAGCUUCUGGGACGUGAAUUGAAAAUUAUCAUCACCCAGAACACGCCUACGCCUAAAAAGCGAAAAGGAAAAUUUAGCAAGAGCAAAUUAAGGUUAUUGAAACGCGAACCGGGUCACAUCUCGUUUCCACUUGAUUUUCGUCACACGAUAACGGUGCAGCCUACUGCUAUUCGAGACGAUUCUCGACAGCGCACGGAUACUCCUCCCGGUUCACCAGCCACUAGACUGAGGGCUAUAGCACUUCCGGCCGAUGGUAUGAAGGGUAAAACCUGGGGACCGUCGACUUUGCACCAGCGCGAGCGAGGUUACUUGCCAGCACUCAAAUCGACAGUUCGGACACCGCAUUUCAGUAAAAGUGCCCCGAAUUUGGACAAAUCCCGCUCGGUGGUCUCCACCAGUUCGUCGCGUAACGACAUAUUAGAUUACGACACUGAUGAGUGGUAUCCGUCUAAUCUUAAUGUCGUGGGUGACAGCACGUCGUUGAGUACGCCGCUUUGUACUAGCCUGACCAGAUUCAAUGGACUUCCCAGCACAAUUCCAAUGCCAACGCUUUAUACUUCCGAAGGGCAACGUAAACCAAAGUUAUCGAUUAUAGAGUUAGUGUUGUACAAUAUUGCUUCAAUGCUGGCGGGUGUCGCUUCCGGAUAUGACGUUCGAGUUUCGAAUGUUACGCCCUUACAUCCUCGGUUACACCCAUCAUCGGUGCUAAAUGACGUUUAUCAGCCUCAGCCUAGUCCCUAUCACAACCUACGUCAACUACAGCAGCCACAAUUACCAAUGCCCCAGAAUGUAGAUAGUAAUGUAGACCAAGUAGAGUACACUGAAGAACAUAACGAAAUGAUGUAUGCUCACAAUACUUACCACGGACCAGUGAAGCAAAGCAGGACACCUUUAUCAUCGCUCAGUCCUCGCCAAGACGAGCGACCAUUGAGAUUCACUGAUUCACCUCAAAACUACCUACCUUCCACGAUGUCGACAACCAGUGGCCUGGGAUCAAACUACACCCCGUCUGGGCCAAGCUCUUCACUAAGUGGAGGUGUCGGCACCCAGCCGCCGACGCCUUCUCCGAGACGAAAAUCUAGUGCUGCUUCCUUCAUCGAUUAUGGCGAUUUACCGGAAGAGCAGGAGAGUAGAGCUGGUCUCUAUGUGCCUGGCGAUUACGUCAACUAUCCUUACCAAGCCAACAGCAUGCUCGCCUCCGGGGAAAACGCUGGCUAUUUCGGAACAAAUUAUUUCCCAUAUCGACCUGAAAUAAAUUUUGCAUUUGAACGUGACACAAAGUCAUACGGAGGAGAACCAGUCUAUGAGGACCACCACUACGACAGUGCUUCGUACCACGAUUAUGCAUACGAAGGAGGCAUACCUCAACGGUUCAAUGCGCCACGUGUUCCUGCUAUGGGUGUAAGUGCCGCUGGUCACAGGAGAACGCUGUCCAACGUUUCUGCAACGGCUAGCAAUAUCAAUCAAGGGUUUCAUCUAGAUCAGGAUGAUGACGUUGAAGUAGUAGAUGACACUAUUUAUAAUCUAAAUCAGUUCUACAUAAGCAGUAAUCCCAAUGCAGUCAAAGUGCCCGAAACUACCUUCGUUCCUAAUCGUAUUCGUGAGUAUGAAAACAUUCCAAACUACUUUAAGCGGCAAACUAGUCUGAACGCUGGUUAUUCGGGUCACUUUUCUAAUGAAUUUAUCAAUAUCACCAAUCAUGAGCGACCUAUGAGCUUAGGUUUAGAGCACGGGGGAAUACAAUCUGCUGGGGCUGGUUCCCAAGUAAAAUUACGAUCUAGUUUGAAGAAGCACAAUUCCCAGCAACAUCAGCAGCAUCAAAAGAAAUAUAGCACUGGUUCAAGUGGCAGCUGUGGAACACCGGGUACUGCGAAUCAGACACCACCAGAUAGCCUAACUAGUGAUGAUAGCUCGUACUUAAGUGCGAAGGAUAAUUCUUCUUCGAUGUCGUCUCAGAGUCGGGUUCGAUUCACGCCUGAAAUACUAUUGGAUAUACAACAGCCACAGCUGCAGCAGCAGCAGCAGCAACAACAACAACAUCAUCAACAGCAGCUAUCUUCCCAGCAGACUCAAAUUAGUCAAAGUUCUGCUCUUGGAUCACACGUUCCCCUGGGACGAAGGUCGUCAGGUGGCACCAUACCGGUAGCGUCUUCAAGCAAUACUUCUCUUGUGAGCAGACGUCGCUCAAACACAAGUGAAUCCGAACAAUCCUAGCAGUACGUUAAAACCUAUAUGGUGUAACUUUCGAUUUCCCUCAUAGUGCACUUAUUGACCUGCGCACUUUUUAUGGGUAAGACAAGCGGGGUGAUAAGAAGAUUAAGAGAUCAAAGAAGGAAGCAAUUUUGUUGCCGCUGAUACAGAUAGAGUGAAAGUGAUUACGUGCUUGAUUUCCUUUAUUGCAGUAUUGAAAAGAGAGAAAAAAGUAACAUUAAUACUCAACAAAGAUCGUAUCAAUUCCAUGUCGGUAGCAGCAUCUAUAAAAUACUCAGAAAUAUUGCUACGCCACUUUUAGCUCUGCGAAAAACCAAUAAAACAAUUCCAAACUGAGCAGCCAGCGGUUCAAAGGUUUCGAACAUGGUCGGGGAAAAUGUUUUAUCGCAUUGUGGUUCUACCAUAACGACCAGUAUUCAGCAGUGUUUAUGUAGGAAUGUCUUUGCUCAGUUAGAUUCCUUUGUACGUUAUGGUUGGGAAAUGUUCUAGGGACAAUAUCUUUGAUAGCACUGUUUCAUGUCAGUACCACACUUAAUAUCACCAGGUCUCUCGGUUUCAACCAUAAACAAUCGUUCUAGGGUUGUUAAUUGUCGGCUUCUGCAGUGCUUUAAGCCGAAGACAAGAUUAUUCAAAGAGGAUUAUUCUAUCAAGCACAGCCAAAUUUUCUAGAAAACCCAAUAUAUACCACAUCAUUCCUACCUACUGCCAUAGUCAAGUGGCUGUGUUCGAUCGAUAAAUUAAUUUAGCCAAACCCCACAGCUUAUACCAGCUCUAUGCGGGGGCGUUCAGAAACUUUGAGCCGCUUCUGUUUGUUUCGUACUACCUACUCAUUCCAUGCAUCGAAACUUUUCUUUUUAACUUUUACUAAAGAAGAAAGUGCAACACAGUGUUGGAAAAAAGACACAGUUAGAGUUUUGUUUUUGCUUUUAUUUGAUGGCUUUAAUGGUGCUACGUGCUAUCGUGCUCUUUCGUUGUGCAUUGUGCUUAUUAACGUUGCGUCUGUCCACAAAUUUCUUUAACGUGUUCUGGGUAGGGUUGCUAUUUAAUGUAGCUGUUCUGCUCGGUAAACUUCUACGUCUAUAUUUGCAGCGAUCGCUUCAAUUGUAAACUCGAACCAGUUUCAUUCUAAAAACUAACGAAUAGGGGAAAGUGGGGAAAGAUGGCCACCCUAACGAAGCUUGAAUGAAAUUCCACUAUUUGAAACAGAAAAUAAAUAUUUUUACAAUCUUAG